CUAUUCAUCGUGACGAGUGGUUAAAUGUGUUUGUUUUAGUGUUUAAGUUUUUUAGAGACAAAAAAUAAAUUAAGGGCAUUAGAGUAAAUUUAACAUAAUUAGGACGACGAAUAAAGAUUUUUAGGGCGACGAAUAACAAUCCAAAAACAAAUAAUAGAAGCUCCUUUUCUUGCCCAUUCAACAAUUUUUGGUUGACAGAAUCACACUCACACAGCGCUAAGGGUUAAAGGAAAAGCCCAAAGAGACAACGUAAUAAGAUGAGGGCAAGAGACGAAAGCCCAGAGCCCGUGAGUUAAGAAAGGUCAAACCAAACAACAGCCCAUUAUUUAAAGUGUCGGGCCCGUUGAGAGAAGAAAGGCCAGAGCCCAACUUCGGCCCGUUGUUCAAAGUCGCGGUUAACAACAGUGGAUGAAAAAAAUAAAAUUACAACUCAAGGAAAGGGCCCAACCGGGUUCGAACCGGUGACCUAUUGAUCUGCAGUCAAUUGCUCUACCACUGAGCUAUGGACCCAAGAUGUGAAUAAUAAUGAUUUUAUCUAAUUUAUUUAAAAACAGCUAGUUAAAGCUAACUUUUUUGGUGGUAGUUUGGUAAUUUUCCAAAGCAGAUGAACAGAGUUUAGGGAUCAGGAAGCGGAACCGCAAAUCCGGAAAGAGAUUUCUCACUCAAAUCUAUCCCUCCCCGUCGCCGUCGGAAGCCACUCUCCGGUCGCUGCCUUUCCCGCCGCCUCCGAGCAGCAAAGCUGCAUAAGGCAGUGCAGUACUGCCCGCCGCUGGUGGAUUGCAUAUAGUAUAUAGCCGCCGAGUUAUUCACUUCACCUUGGACGGCUAGUGGAAACUUCAGCGACGAAGGAUGAGAUUAGCGCUUCUGGUUUUCUGUUCUACACACUCCACAUUCCAUUGCCGACCUUCUAUGUUCCCUCGUUCUCCAUAACUGUGAUGGCGGUAGCUCUCAUCGGGACGGAAUGUGUCGAGAAGUUCAAUUGUUCGAUUCAAAGAUGUAGGUUUUUGCUUCCCGCUAGCAGUCUGAGCUCGUGAUCUCUAGAACCAGCAAAGCAAAGGAAUUGGCUUCACUGCCGCCCUCUUCCGCAUCCAAAACCGUGGCUUCUCCCUCCAAAUCACGCCCGGACAUCUCCUGCAUAGCCCGCGCCAUUCUGCGCCAGUCUUCAAACGGCCAGCUCCGGGAAGCAGUCUCUUCGCUUGAGCAAUUGACCCGCAGAGGAAUUCGCCUUCCCUGCGAUACGCUAGCUUUCCUCGUCAAGAAGUGCGCCGAGUGGAAGUCGCUGAAAUUGGGGAAAUGGGUCCAUCUCCACUUGAAGGUGACAGGACUGAAACGACCCAACACGCUCUUGUCCAACCAUUUGAUCUACAUGUACUCCGAAUGCCGUGACCAUAUAGGCGCCCGGAAGGUGUUCGACAAAAUGGUACACAAGAAUCUCUACUCUUGGAACCAUAUGCUUUCUGGGUAUGCUAAAAUGGGCAUGGUAAAGCCGGCCAAGAAGCUUUUUUAUAAAAUGCCGGAGAAAGACGUUGUCUCCUGGAAUACUAUGGUGUUUGGGUAUGCAAAGAGUGGGUUAUGCGCGGAGGCUUUGGAUUAUUAUAGGGGAUUGAGGAGGGCGGGGAUUGGAUGCAAUGACUAUACUUUUACUGGUUUGCUGACAAUUUGUGUGAAGUUGAAGGAAAUUCAGUUAACUAGGCAGGCUCAUGGCCAGGUUCUGGUUAUGGGUCUUCUAUCCAAUGUAGUCGUGUCAUGCUCAGUUCUUGAUGCUUAUGCAAAAUGUGGAGAGAUGGGUUUCGCUCGUAGUUUAUUUGAAGAGAUGAAAGUAAAGGACGUGCUGGCAUGGACAACGAUGGUUUCAGGUUUUGCCCAAUGUGGGAACAUGAAGACGGCUACUGAGUUCUUCCAUUUGAUGCCUGCAAUGAACCAUGUUUCCUGGACGUCUUUGAUCGCUGGGUAUGCCCGACAUGGUCAAGGGCACAGGGCUCUUCAGUUGUUUGCUAGAAUGAUGGCAUUCCGCAUUAGACCAGAUCAAUUUACAUUUAGCAGUUGUCUUUGUGCUUGUGCUAGUAUAGCUUCUCUAAAGCAUGGGAAACAGGUACAUGCUUAUAUGACACGCAUGAAUUUCAGGCCUAAUGCAAUUGUUGUGAGCUCUCUCAUCGACAUGUAUGCAAAAUGUGGGUGUUUGGAUGCUGGUAGGCUGGUCUUUGAUGCCACGGGUGUUAAGAAAGACGUUGUCUUGUGGAAUACAAUGCUUUCUGCCCUAGCACAGCAUGGCCGUGGUGAGGAAGCCAUUCGCAUGGUCGACGAGAUGAUAUGUUCAGGGGUAAAGCCAAAUAGGAUAACGUUGAUCAUCCUCCUACAUGCUUGCAGCCAUUCCGGUCUUGUGCAGGAAGGGCUGAGGGUCUUUGAGUCUAUGACCCUUAGUCAUUGUGUCGUGCCAGAUCAAGAGCAUUAUGCUUGCUUAAUCGAUAUCCUUGGACGGGCUGGAGAUUUUGACAAUUUGAUAAACCAGCUUCAGAAAUUGCCUUGUGAGCCCAACGAGCAGAUUUUGAGUGCUCUACUUGGUGUUUGUGCAAUCCAUGGGAAUAUGGAGCUGGGGAAAACAGCUGCUGAGCAGCUUAUGAAGUUGGAGCCUCAAUCCCCUGCAGCCUAUGUACUAUUGUCAAGCAUACAUGCUACACUUGGGAAAUGGGAUUCGGCGGAGCAAUUCAGAGAACUCAUGGAAAAAAGACAGGUAAAGAAGGAACAGGGCAUUAGCUGGAUAGAGCAACAGAACAAUCUGCACACAUUCACUGUAUCAGAACAAUUAGCUGGUCACCAUGAAGAAGAAGAAGAAGAUGAAGAAGAAGAUGUGCCUUCAUCGCCCAUUGAUUAAAGGUAGAAGUUUUGCUCUGUCAUCAACAUUAAUGGAUGUCCACUAGAAGUCCAUUAGCUUAUCACCUUCACUGGGAUAAGAAAACAUUUAGGGGUCGUUUGUUUCAUGGAUUUAAAAAUGAGGGUUUUGUAAUUUAAAAAUCCAAGGAUUUAUCAAGGAUUUGAGGCAUCAUGGAUUUGUAACAAUCCUUUGUUUGUUGGAAUAUUUUUAUCAUGGAUUUAAAGGUGUGGGAUUUACUACUUGAAGUAAAAAAUUACAUUACUGCCCUUUUCUAUACGUUUGACAUGUUUAUGACAUGUACACAAAACAAGGACAAAACUUCAAAAUUACCUUACUAUCAUUUUCUAUAUGUUUGACAUGUUUAUGAUAUGUACACAAAACAAGGACAAUACAUACUAAUAAGCAUAAUGUUGCCACAUGGACAAUAAUAAUAAACGAGAAAAUUCCGUUUUAACUUUUAACGUAACAUAAUCAAUUACAAAUUCUUUGUCCUCCUUUUCAAAAGUAACAUAUAACAACAUAUAUUAGAAUCGGGAGAACAAAGAAUUACACGUUCCAUGAAAAGGUCAAAGAAAACUAGAACACAAGAAAUGAUAUAAAAAAUCUAACUCAUGUUUGCACAUUAAUUGAACGUUUAUAUUAUUCAUUUAUUGUUAAUUAUAAUGUAUAAUAGUUAAAUUUGAGGGCAACCUUGAAAUAUUAAAAGUGCAUGAGGAUAUAUGGGUAAAAUCUCAUCAAGGAUUUAUGCCAUAUUCCAAAUCCCACAUCAACGUGUGAGAUUUAUAAGUCCGUGGGGUCCACGAAUUUGGACCUUUAAAAUCCGUGGGCCCCACGGAUUUGGUCUCCAAAAAAAGUGCAAGCAAACAACGGAUUGUACCUAAAUCCCUGAUAGUUGAUUUUUUAUUUUUUUUAUACCAAAUCCAUGUACCAAAUUCUUGAAGCAAACGACCCCUUAAUUCCCCUCCCUUUAGCAAACCUCUCAAUUCUGAAGGUUGCAUAUUUCUUUUAUGGAUUUCACAGAGUUCAGAUAGGCAAUGAGAUGAAUGACAGCAUACUUCACAUUUUUGUAGCUGUAUGCCUGUAUACAAGAGAUUUAUGGAAAAUAAAGAUCGUGAAAGUAU
Linum trigynum is the source of this 3993-nucleotide messenger RNA. The record is from the annotation of a GenBank genome assembly. NCBI's taxonomy places the organism in Eukaryota, Viridiplantae, Streptophyta, Magnoliopsida, Malpighiales, Linaceae.